AUGGGAGAUGGACAGACGGCCAAAUAUCAGUCCCCAUUUGGCAGUCCUCACAACAGUUUCUUCCUCAUCCCAGUCACCUCCGAUCGGAGUCAACUCGUUCGUUUCUGCCUUUGCAAACUCAUUAAUUCCAGGGAUUUGGGUGGAAAGAUGAGCGAGGUUUAUCAAGGAUAUGAAAGGCAGUACUGUGAGCUGUCUGCAAAUUUGUCAAGAAAAUGCAACUCUGCCGCUUCUCUUCUCGAUGGAGAGAAAAAGAAACAAGAGAUUUCUGAACUUCAAGUAGCUUUGGAUGAUGCUGAUGUUUUGAUUCGGAAAAUGGAUCUUGAGGCAAGAAGUUUGCAGCCAAGCUUGAAAGCUACACUACUUGCUAAGCUCAGGGAAUAUAAAUCCGAUCUGAAUAAGUUGAAAAGGGAAGUUAAAAGACUAGCUUCGCCUAAUUCGAACAUUCCUGGCCAUGAAGAGUUGUUAGAAUCUGGAACGGCGGGUGCAAAUUUGGCUUCUGCAAAUCAGAGAGAGAGACUGACAAUGUCAACUGAGAGGCUCGAUCAAUCGACUGACCGAAUCAAGGAGAGUCGAAGAGCUGCACUUGAGACAGAAGAGCUUGGAGUGUCAAUUCUUGAAGAUCUGCAACAGCAACGUGAAACUCUCUUACAUUCCCAUAAGAAGCUUUAUGAUGUUGAUGAUGCCAUUGACAAAAGUAAAAAGAUCUUGACUUCAAUGUCCAGAAGAAUUAGCCGGAAUAAGUGGAUCGUUGUCUCGAUAAUUGCUGCCCUCAUCCUGGCCAUCGUCAUUGUCCUUGGUGAACCUUCGACACUUCAGUUGCCUGGAAAACAAACUCGAAGCUUUUGUUAUGUAGCUGACAUGAUUGAUGGUCUUAUUCGACCAACGGAAGGACGGCCAAUCAACCUUGGGAAUCCAGCCGUAGAUGAUACUCGAGUCCAGAUAAUCCUGGCCAGAGAACCCAUUAUAAUGAAGGCAAAGGAAUUUCUAGGCUUGGGAACUGAAGAUCAAGUUGUGCGAUGGCAUUCCCCUCAUGGUGGAGGUUUUUGCAAGAGGCUUGGAGCUACGACAAAAUGA
This is a messenger RNA of Fraxinus pennsylvanica, 1074 nucleotides long. The record is from the annotation of a GenBank genome assembly. Lineage: Eukaryota; Viridiplantae; Streptophyta; Magnoliopsida; Lamiales; Oleaceae.